Messenger RNA from Amoebophrya sp. A120, 4225 nucleotides. The record is from the annotation of a GenBank genome assembly. Lineage: Eukaryota; Dinophyceae; Syndiniales; Amoebophryaceae.
UUUACGAUCUACAGAAGAAUAAACCAGACUCUCAGAUCCGAACAACCAAAAGCGGUAAUAAAGCUUAUCUAUCAUGCCGCUCUGCCAGCACAGUCCUGCGAACCGUCCCUGGCAUCCGGUGUCGGAUUUGAAUCACCGGAUCCUGCACUAUGACCGCGUGAAAGCUUUGAAUAGAGGCCAGCUCUCGCCGCAGAGCCGCGGGCUGGUCAGACCAGCCGCGGAUGCAGAAUUUCGCGGGGAUCCGAUCGCGGUUGCGGAGACGCCACGAAGUCCAGCCGAAAGACUCUUGAUGCAUCAAGUGGUGAACUCGCACAUUCACAGGAACAACAGUCCAGCACGGUCGCCGGCUUCGCCUGCGUCGAGACCGAGAGCAAAUAGAAAUAAGAGCGAUUCCGGAGCAGCUGCGCCAGUAUCUCCUGCGCACGCCAGGCCGAUCACCUCCCACAAGCAGCACCGGGGCCGAAGCCCGGGAGGACGGGGCGCGGCAGUGCAGGAUGAGGAUUUACAGUUUGGAUUCAAAAACGAGGAUGAACAGCAGGAUCCGCAGCUAAACCUCGGCCCAUUCAUGACACCGCGCACACCGCCAUCGGUUAGUCCUGCACAUGGUCACAAGAGAACAACUGCUCAUGGCACUAGACAAAACCACGAAGGAGAGAUGAAUUCCGUGGUCCACCUCCAGAGUCCGAUAACGGUGAAAACCCGGCCGAACCGCCCGCAGUUCCGCAGCUACGACACCAAAAUCGCCGGCGUGGAAGACUACGCAGACGGGCGGGACGGGAGAAACGUCGACGCUUUGGACCGGUUCAUGCAGGAUAAACACAAUAGAGAUCAUCAUCUUCAUUCUGACCGUGACCACUACAAGAACCAGUUCUACACCCCCGGAGCAGGUAAAGGGCAGUCGCCAACAGUCGUACAUCGGGCGGGAGGAGCUUGUUCGUCCCCGACUUACGGGUCCCACGGGAACGGCUACGGACCAUCCUCCGGCAGUAGCCCCAGAAGUAACAGAUAUAUAAAAUCCGACAACAACUACCCUACCUCCUGGAACCCGUCUGCCAAGGUGCUCCACUACGGGGACUACAGAAACGACCUCCACAACGGCCUGCACAAGUUCGAGAAAAAGAUCCCGAACGGAAACAAACUCCUCGGGCCGGUCCGCAUGAUGGACGGGGAAGAGCGGAAACUAGCCUUGCAGUCCGUCUCGGGGCUGUACUCGCACAUGAUCGAAUCCGGAUAUCAACAGGAAAAAUCCCCCCUCCCCAUAUCAAAACGAAAUUUCUGAUGCUGGAUUUGCGUACACAAAUCCGAUUUGUCUUGCAGUAAGGCAGCGCAGCCAGAUCUUCGGCCUAGGUAGGGGCGUUUGGGUCUAGUUGCUUAGCAUUGCAAACGGCUGUCCCCUAGGCGCAACAGCAUGCCAAAGCGCUUCCACAAUGGCGCGGAAGCCUCUACACUUGCCUUCUUGCAAGACAGACGCGAUUUGUGGUCUCAAAUCAGCAACACAAAUUUUCGGAAACAUACCUUUUCAAUAUGGGGAGGGGGGAUUUUUCCUUACAAUACCGGAAAGAGGUCGUUCAUGUCCCGGGACGAGUGCGCCAAGGCGAUGGAGGCACUGAGUGCGAUACCAAGUGGAAAAACACAGGAAAGGGGAAAAAUUCAAAAUUUUUGUAUGUUGCAAAGGCAGCCCCCUUCAGAAAUCUAGUGGCACAGGGAUGGCCGGGCCCACCGGUCCGAUGGCCCGGCGCGAUCUCCUAUCGGCGGCGCUUCUGCCUGUUGAGUUCCAGCAAAGCGCAGCCAUCCACUCUCCGCGAGAUCGGCACAUCGUCGCCAAUAUUUUUGCGCCCCAAUUUUUGCUCGCCGCGUUCGUGCCGGAAGUGGGGCGCCCACUUUUCUGCCGAACACGAACCCGCCCGAGGCAACGCCGGCAAAAUGGCUGAAAGGCCCCAAAGACCUGGCCGUCACGUUUAUUUUUCUUUUCCGAAUUGGCGCGAAGGGCCCGGGGGUUGGCGGGCCUUAUUUGAGCCGGACCGGGCCAGAUUUUUGGCCACCCCAAGCGGUAGCGCCCGGGCCAGAUUCUGCUCGUGUUGGGCAUUGCCUGGGGCUUCGGGAAAUGGCGCCGGCCCCCUGACCCGGAGCCCGGCGCCGCCUGGGGCCCGGCAGUGAUGUUAAAACGAAGCGCGGGCGUUUUCAAAUUGUAGACAGGCCCGGGGGCAGGCCUUCUGCGUAUUGUGUCUUUUGAUACGCCGCAAGCGGUUUUGUGGCGUUUGCGAUUUCGCCGCAAAUCACCAAAGCCAUGCGCAUGCGUUUGGUUCUCACCUCUUUCAAAAAUGAGGCAUGGCAAAAUUUUGAAUUUUUCCCCUUUCCUGUGUUUUUCCCCUUGGUAUGCGAAGCGAAUCUACGUCGUGGAGGAUGAUAGCGAUGUGUUAGGGGGUGUAGACGGUGGAGGAGAAAGCAACUUUUCUCCGAACAAAUCACCUGUUUUAUCCUCGCCGACCGGUAGUUAUGGAGCUGGUAAGAUGGAAGAGUACGGGGUGGAACCGAGGAGACCGUUUUUUCAUGUCGUGUAGAACUUUAGAUUUUUUCCGCAGGUGAUGUUUCAUAUUUACCCGCGCAAUGAAUAUUCUACUUCAAAGUCUGAAUACAUUUUUGCACGACCACAAAAACAAAAACCACAUAGUGAGGAAACGAAGUAGUAGCUGUAAGCUUCUACAAACGAGGUUUCCAACACGUGCCUUAAAUUUCAUUCUUUUCAUUCAUUUCCAUUUACUGUAGGUGUAGUCUCAGUCUCUUUCAAUUCCAUUUCGCAUAAGUUAAAAAUCCGCAUUUCUUAUUACUCUCCCCACUGAGUACCACUACCACUUGACGCCUGCACGUUACCCACGUUGUAGCGCGUUCGAGAGGAACACGAUGGAAGCUACCCCUUCUGCUCUGUUGUUACUUGUUUUCUUUGAUUAUAGUUUUGCAAGCAAUCCACACCAUCAAAGAGGAGUCGUGCGCAGUCAAGAUUUCUCACAACCUGAGACAUGUUGCCAUGAAGACAGUCCCACACCCAAACUUGAUACAUAGGUCACCAGGAGCAUCACAACACAUGAGUUGCAGUGGCAAACACACGAGAAGAAAGAUGUCACGAACGCGCUCAGCUUCUACAAGGAGCAUUGCUUCUACAGCUUCUACAAAGAGGUCGUUCAUGUCCCGGGACGAGUGCGCCAAGGCGAUGGAGGCACUGAGUGCGAAGCGAAUCUACGUCGUGGAGGAUGAUAGCGAUGUGUUAAUAGGGGGCGUAGGCGGUGGAGGAGAAAGCAACUUUUCUCCGAACAACAAAUCAUCGCUGUCAUCGCCAGUGAAUUAUGGAGCUGGGAGUAUGGAGGAGUACUCGCGGGAGGUGGAACCGAGGAGACCGUUUUUUCAUGUCGUGAUUUCAAUUAUACUGAACACGCUGGAAAGAGCGGAAGAUUCUUUGACUUCAACCGCAUAGGAAAAGGAAUUUGUAAGUACUUAAGUACAUGAAAUAACAACACCACAUAGUGAGGAAGCGGAGUAGUUAUAGUUGGACAUUACUUCUAGUUCUACGAAGGAGGCUUCCUUUUUUAUUGUCAUUCACUGUUUUAUUGCUAAUGCUAUCCCUUUGCCUUUCGCAUUGCCUUCAAAUCAAUUUCAAUCUUACUCCCCUCAUGGAGUGCCUCUUGACGCCUGCACGUUACCCACGUUGUGGUGUGAUCGAGAGGAAGAUGGAAGCUACCCCUUCUAUUCAAUGUAACUUUUUGCAACUCAUCAAUGUCUUUUCGCGGUAGAACUAGAACAUGAAAGCAGAGUCGUGCAAAGUCACGAUUUGAAGAUAUGUGUGCCCAGAGUUUUUUUUGCGAGUUUUGAAGCGAAUCCGUUACUGUUAUCCACAGCGAACAUACAGAGCACUCACUUCUCAUGACCAUUAAGAUUUCUCACAACCUGAGACAUGGCGUCACGAAGACAUUCCCGCACAUAAUACAUAGGUCACCAAAUAAAGCAUCACACCACAUGACUUGCAGGCAAAACACGAGAAGAUAAGCGAUAUCACGAGCAGCUCGCUCAGCUUCCACGAGGAGCACCAAUUGCUCUGGCGCGGUAUCAGUGUUGAUCAUGCCAGUUUACAGAUCAUCAUCAUUUUGGAGGUGCUGUCCCGGAGAAACACACUCACACAAAAGCACUGCAAUUAUAUAUGAAAUUCUGGCCCUUCAUCGUGGUCCUCUUUCGG